This is a messenger RNA of Solenopsis invicta (red fire ant), 3783 nucleotides long. It is a transcript of the gene unk, whose product is annotated as RING finger protein unkempt. Lineage: Eukaryota; Metazoa; Arthropoda; Insecta; Hymenoptera; Formicidae. Bases 435 to 2825 code for a protein of 796 amino acids. The record is from RefSeq and is a predicted model, not a curated record. Gene Ontology annotation, molecular function: metal ion binding. The transcript has 12 exons.
CAAGAGCGAGCAGGAGCAGGAGCAGCCAGCAGCAGCAUCAGCAGCACGAACGGCGAGGACGAGGACGAGGACAACGACGAGACUGUGUAGUGGACGACGGUGGCGGCGGUGGCGGCGGUAGCGGUGACGGUGAACGGUAGUAACGGUGGCGGCGAUAGCUGGCGAUAGCGGUGGUCGUGGCGGAGACGAUACGGCGGCGGCGGCGACGACGGUGGUGGUAGUGGCGGCGGCGGUGGUGGUGGCGGUGGCGACGCGCGGCGGCGGCAACGACGACGACGACGACGACGGCGACGACGACGACGACGACGACGACGACGGUGAUCGAGACGACGACGGUGCGCCGUGUUGGUCGGUGGCGUUCGCCGUACGUGUUGUUAGUGCGUGUGUUCGUGCGCGAGCGCGGUUGGUUGGUGGCUCGCGUUGUUGUAUCCAAGAUGAAGUCCGACUCGAAACCUUUGUUGACAGCUCAGGCGGAAAAGGCGAACCAUUACACAUACUUGAAGGAGUUUCGCGUCGACCAGUGUCCCCUCUUCAUUCAGCGCAAAUGCACGCAACACAGACCGUUCACGUGCUUCAACUGGCACUUUAUGAACCAGCGAAGGCGCAGACCGGUGAGAAAGAGGGACCGCACCUUCAACUACAGCGCCGACAAUUAUUGCACCAAGUACGAUGAGACGACUGGCAUCUGCCCCGAUGGAGACGAGUGUCCAUUUCUACAUCGUACCGCGGGCGACACGGAAAGGCGUUAUCAUUUACGCUACUAUAAAACAUGCAUGUGCGUUCAUGACACCGACACACGUGGAUUUUGUGUGAAGAAUGGCCCACAUUGCGCCUUCGCGCACGGUAAUCAUGAUCUGCGUCCGCCCGUGUACGACAUCAAGGAGAUCCAAGCGUUGGAAAAUCCAGACUCGGAUCCAAACUCCUCGUCGAACGGGCCUAACAUCCUCGAUAAGGAACGCAACCUGAUGAACGAGGAUCCAAAGUGGCAAGACACGAACUAUGUGUUGAGCAACUACAAGACCGAGCCGUGUAAGAGACCGCCUCGGCUCUGUCGGCAGGGUUACGCUUGUCCACAGUAUCACAACAGCAAGGACAAGCGACGUAGCCCCCGGAAAUAUAAAUAUCGUUCGACACCAUGCCCGAACGUGAAACACGGCGAAGAAUGGGGCGAGCCGGGCAACUGCGAGCAGGGAGACGCGUGCACGUACUGUCAUACUCGCACGGAGCAGCAGUUCCAUCCCGAGAUCUACAAAUCCACCAAAUGCAACGAUGUGCAGCAGGCUGGCUAUUGUCCGCGCGGCGUCUUCUGCGCCUUCGCGCAUGUUGACCGUGAGUGUACACUCAUCAAUCUGUUGCCAACAGAAGAAAUGAGCCUGGCGAGGGAUAUGGCGGUACCUAUAGAUUGCGGAGCAAAUUUGGCCGAUAUACUCAGCAACGCACUUCCUCCUGAUAAGCGCUCACACGAAAAGGACAAGCCACUCAGUGAUAGCAGUAAUGGGAGCGGCGAGGUCUCGGAAUCCGCCAGUACUAGCAGUUUGGGUAGCAACAGCUCGCACAGCAAGGCACCAGGCGCUCAACUGCAUAAUUCCAAUAAUACCAAUUCCGGCAUAAAUGCAGCCGCGCAACAGAAACUUACGAGCAUGCUUUACAACCCCAGUUCCCUUAUGCAAAUUAAUGAAAUUCGGAAGCAAAUGGUCGCCAUCGACAGCGAUCCGUUAUUAACUAAAGCUGAAAAGGCCCAACAAAAACAGAGCCUUUACAUCGCGUACAAUUUGAACGGAACAUUAGGCAGUCACUCAUUAGCAACUACUGUUUCACCACUUGCAAAUUCAUUUUACUCAAACGAUACUGUGGAAUCUGUAGUAGGAAAUGCAUUAGACGAGAUGCACUUAGACGAUUUAAAUUUAGUCGAUUCAAUUCAUAGGGAUACAAAUUCACCAAUUAGCAAUUCGAUAUCAGCAGGCCUAGCUAGCUCCGGUCUACUCGGUAGCUCGGCCCCGGUCAAUAUACCGGGCAUGGCUGAACGUUCAGUUCUUACCAAUUUCUCGCCAUCGACGUCGAGCCCGCUUCAAUUACAGACUGGUUUUCUCACUGGAUCGAGAUUCUCUCAUCAAGAUUCCAUAGAAUCCACAUUGCCAUUUAUAAAUCAGAUAUCAGAUUCAUUUAGCAAUCACAUUUCGCAACUUAGCAGCUCGGCUUCUAAGCUUAGCGGAUUCAAUAGUAGUUUAUUCGAUUUUGCGAGCCAAGGAAUGUCACCGUCGCGUACGCAAACCACUCUACCUGCAUCUCCAUUGGUCAAUGCAUUUUCCAUUAGUCCAAGUAACACAGGAUCGUUGUCCGAGAUACAAAGGCUCAGAGACGAAUUGUCCUCGAGUCGCGCUCAAUUGGCGACAUGGGAUGAGCGUAUUAAUCAAGCGCGCGCAGCUUGCGCGGCGUGGCAAUUGGAAAGUGAGGAAGCGAAGAGAAAAGCGACUAUCGCCGAACAGCAAAGAGAUGAGAGAAUGGAUUUUUUGCAGGCUUUGAAAGCACUUAGAGUCGAGAACAAGGCGUCCAAUAGCGGCCCAUAUCUUCAUACAUUGAGGAAAAUAAGCGAGCUCAGAACACUAUCAAUAGCCACCUUGAAAUCUAUUCAGUCACAAUUGCGCUCAGAUCUUGAAGAGGUAGAAAAGGUGCUGUACAGAGAAACUGCAACAAAAUGCAUGGUUUGUGAAGAGCAGAAUCGUACGGUUACUUUAUCCUGCAAUCAUUACGUGGUCUGCUCGACAUGCGCUCCGAAUCAACGCGAGUGUCCUUACUGUCAAACUCCAGUUGUUUCAACAAGUUAGACCCGAAUCUUUCCUUAGAAUUCUGUUACAAUUUCCACUUAUCGUCUGUUUAAAAAAGGAACGAGAAGACGAUUGCAGCCGCAGACUCUGAAAAAAUAUCAUGUGAGUAGUAUCACGAUUAUGCAAGGACUUGUAUUUUUACUCUGAUAUAGUGACAAAACUGAGAGAACAUUUUCUUAUCGCGGUAAACAUAUACCCGCAAGAAUCCAAUCGACUUUAAGAAUACAAUUGAUUUAUCGCCAAAGUGAGUACGAAUAUGAUAGAAUCUUUACUGGUGUAAUCUUAAAUUACAUUUCUCUCUCGAUAUAUACGUGUAUAGAUAAUUCAGUGAACAUCACAUUUUUUAAAUGUAACGCUCUCCAAAAAGUAGCGUUAUUGAUCCUAAAAGGAAAACAAAGAUGUUUUAUUUUAUACAUAAUUCAAGAUAAAUAUCUAGCAGGGUGUUAAUAACUAUACAUUUAGCGUUUACAACGCAAAUAUAUGCGGGUUACAGAACAUUUAGCGCGAGAACAAUAUAAUUGCAGUUGUGUGGACAAAGUUUCGGGACCUCGAAAACUAUAUAAUUGUUUAAAGAAAAAUUAAUAAUAUUAAUAAACGCAACAAAAGUCUCCUCCCACUUGCAUUAAAAGAAUGGGAGGAUUUUUUCUUGAUGGUUGAGCUGUGAAACGUAUGUCACAGAAAAAAUGAUAUUUCUAUUAUAUUUAAAUCUAUAUAUUUAAUAGGAUUUUCCAAUUGAUUCGUACUGAAUGUAAUAAUAUAAGUAUUAACAAAUUUUAUAUUUUUCGUUGAAAACCUAAUAUUGAAGAUAUAAAUAUUAUAUAUAAGAGUACAUAAAUAUAUUAUAUAUUAUAUAAUUUCUAGGUUUUUAUAUAUCUAAUAAAACAAAGAUUUCUCAUAUAUAGUUACAAAAAGAGUAUGGGAGUUUACAAAACAACCGAAAUAGAUAGCGCUAAAACAA